GCGCUGAAACACGUACAUUUGUUCUCCAAACACCAUUACAGAUCAGUUUUUCACCGCGCUCUCUGUUGUUUUGCCUUCAAACUGGUUUAUUACAAACGGUUAGACAUAUUGUUUGUGUAAAUAGACAACGUGUUUUAAUCAGUGCAGUAUCUGUAAUAUUCCCAAACUCACAGUCGUGACUGAGUGUUGAAUCAAGCAGGAAUAUCUGGAGGAGUUUAUCAUCUGUACUGACAUCUGCUGCUGUGAAGAUGGAGUUUGUUAAAGAAGAGAGAGAAGAGGACACGAGUGAACCAGAAACCUGGAGAAUAAAACACGAGGAACCAGAAACCUGGAAAAUAAACCCAGAGCCAGAAACCUGCAGAAUAAAACACGAGGAACCAGAAACCUGGGGAAUAAAACUUGAACCCGAAACCUGGAAAAUAAUUCACGAGCCAGAAACCUGGAGAAUAAAACACGAGGAGCAAGAAGAGAUGAUUGAAAAAAAUAAUGAAGAAUUAUCACACCUUAAGGAUCAAAUAGACAUCCACACUGGAGAAAAAACAUACAAGUGUUCACACUGUGACAAGAGAUUCAGUCGGUCAGGAAACCUUAAAAGACAUGAGAGGAACCACACUGAAGAGUGUUCACACUGUAAAAGGAGAUUCAGUACUUUGGGACGCCUGAAAACACAUGAGAGGAUCCACACUGGAGAGAAACCGUACAAGUGUUCACACUGUGAAAUGAGAUUCAAUAAUUCGGGACACUUGAAAGCACAUGAGAGGAUCCACACUGGAGAGAAACCUUAUAAGUGUUCACACUGUGACAAGAGAUUCAGUGUGUCAGGAAUCCUGAAAAGACAUGAGAGGAUUCACACUGGAGAGAAACCGUACACAUGUGAUCAGUGCGGGAAGAGUUUCACACUAAAAGGACACCUUAAAGAGCAUAUGAGAGUUCAUACAAAGGAGAAACCACAUUCAUGUAAUUUGUGUGGAAAGCACUUUCAAUGUCUGCAAUAUUUGAAAGUACACCAUAAAAUACACACUGGUGUGAGAGAGUACAUGUGCCUUGUGUGUGAAAAGACUUUUACUACAGCAACCUGUUUAAAACGGCAUGAGAGGAUCCACACUGGAGAAAAACCUUACCAAUGUUCACACUGUGGAAAGAGAUUCAGUGAUUCUGCAAAUCUGAAAAGACAUGAGAGGAUUCACACUGGAGAGAAACCAUUCACAUGUGAUCAACGUGGGAUGAGUUUCAUAAAAUCGGAAUAUCUUAAGAAACACAUGAAGAUCCACACUAGACAGAGACUGUACACAUGUGAUAGGUGCGGGAAAAUGUUUUUGAGAGCUUCAGUCCUGAAGCAGCACCUGAGAGUUCAUACAAAUGAGAAACCACAUUCAUGUCAUUUGUGUGGAAAGAGCUUUCAAUGUCUGCAAUAUUUGAAAGUACACCAUAAAAUACACACUGGUGUGAGAGAGUACAUGUGCCUUGUAUGUGAAAAGACUUUUACUACAGCAACCUGUUUAAAACGGCAUGAGAGGAUCCACACUGGAGAAAAACCUUACAAGUGUUCACACUGUGAAAAGAGAUUCAGUGAUUCUGCAAAUCUGAAAAGACAUGAGUGGAUUCACACUGGAGAGAAACCAUAUCACUGCACUGCAUGUUGGAAGUGUUUCAAUAAUUCAUCUGCUUUAAACAGACAUAUAAAAAACAAUCACAAGAUGAUUGAAAAAAAGAAUGAAGAAUUGAGUGAAGUUAAGAAGAAAAAUCUUGUUGAAACUGGACAAAAACCCUUGAGUUGCUCUCAAUCCAAACAGAAAGAUUUAAAGAAAAUAAGAGCCAAGAAAGCUUUUACCUGCACUCGGUGUGGAAAGAGUUUGAAAUGCAAAUUUAAUCUUGAGCGUCACAUGAGAAUUCAUACUGGAGAGAAACCGUUCACUUGUGAUCAAUGCGGGAAGAAUUUCGCACAAUUAUCACACCUUAAGGAUCACAUAAACAUCCACACUGGAGAAAAAACAUACAAGUGUUCACACUGUGACAAGAGAUUCAGUCGGUCAGGACACCUUAAAAGACAUGAGAGGAACCACACUGAAGAGUGUUCACACUGUAAAAGGAGAUUCAGUACUUUGGGACGCCUGAAAACACAUGAGAGGAUCCACACUGGAGAGAAACCGUACACAUGUGAUCAGUGCGGGAAGAGUUUCACACUAAAAGGACACCUUAAAGAGCAUAUGGAAAUUCAUACAAAUGAGAAACCACAUUCAUGUUAUUUUUGUGGAAAGCACUUUCAAUGUCUGCAAUAUUUGAAAGUACACCAUAAAAUACACACUGGUGUGAGAGAGUACAUGUGCCUUGUGUGUGAAAAGACUUUUACUACAGCAACCUGUUUAAAACGGCAUGAGAGGAUCCACACUGGAGAAAAACCUUACCAGUGUUCACACUGUGACAAGAGAUUCAGUGAUUCUGCAAAUCUGAAAAGACAUGAGAGGAUUCACACUGGAGAGAAACCUUAUAACUGUACUGCAUGUGGGAAGUGUUUUAAUAAUUCAUCUGCUUUAAACAGACAUAUAAAAAACAAUCACAGUAAGUAGAUCAACUUCAGAUCUGAUGCUGCCUUCCCUUCAAAUGUGACACAAUAAUGUAUUAAGCAAAAAUAAUCUGGAUAAAACUGUCAUUACUAGUGACAUGAUAAUGAAACAUUAUCUAAAAUUUUCACAGUGAAUAAAGUUAAUCUUCAAAACCAGCAGAUUCAACUGUGAGAUUCAUAUGAAUUCAAAUAUACCACACAUAAAAUAUCAAUGUUUAUGAAUAGAUUAAAUGAAAUGGGACAAAUUCAAUCUUGACAAUCUAUGUAUCAUUAUAAAGAUCUAAGCCUCAAGCAUCGGCGACAGAUCACUUUUUUUCAAUGGAAAGCUUAUAAAUACUGUAUUUGCUACAUUUGUGUAAGCAGUACACAUUAAAAACAUGAACAUUAGAAACGCUGUACACACCAGAUCCAUCGUAAUAACGAGUCAUAAACACAUCCACAGUUGUAAAUACCGGUUUUGUUAGACAGAUAAGGGUCCACUGAAUGAAAUCUCAUGAAGCACGUUUAGUCCAAUGAAGAAAUAAUGUUGUAAUAUGGAUCAUAAUUCCUUUGUUUACAUUUCAGUUCUUCAGCGACAGAACUGUUUGUGUCCGUUAUGGAAUAACUCACGGUCGGAAACUGCGUCUUGGUAGUAAAAACACGGCAUGGUUUUGCAGCGUACAGUGUCACAAACAGAAUGAGGCGAUCCACCAGAAAAAGGAAUAAAUGAAAUAUAGGCAAAAGAUAGUUUAUUUGAAUUUGGCGCUCCCUCAUGACGCGCUCUGACGCACCUGUCAGCUAAUGGAGGCGGAACUUACAGCGAUCGCCUUUUCCUUUGUUUUAUUUUUACAGUUUUUAUAUAUGUGAGAGUGUGCUUUAUGUUGAAUGUGAAUGUAUCUGCAUGAUCACCAUCUGUUUGAGUGCAAAUCAGCCCAAGUCAGCUCGCUAUUACUGCAUGAUCACGGCUAUCAAAGUGAACGUGUCUAUAUGAAUAGAGAGAGUGGAUUAUUUACUUUAUGGCACAUUUGUGUUAUUACCAUCUGUAUAAGUGGCCAUCAGCACAUCAGCACUUAUUUGCAUCGUAAUUCAUUGUGAAUACUGCAUUUCUAACAAUCUCAGGAUUUUCUGUAAUUGGCAAACAGAUGUUUUUUUUUAUUUUUCUUAUUAUUCUUA
Molecule: messenger RNA, 3715 nt
Organism: Carassius gibelio (silver crucian carp)
Lineage: Eukaryota; Metazoa; Chordata; Actinopteri; Cypriniformes; Cyprinidae
Product: zinc finger protein 345-like
Exons: 3
Coding region: 249-2567 (772 amino acids)
Biological process (GO): central nervous system development; regulation of transcription by RNA polymerase II
Cellular component (GO): nucleus
Molecular function (GO): DNA-binding transcription factor activity, RNA polymerase II-specific; RNA polymerase II cis-regulatory region sequence-specific DNA binding
Source: RefSeq, a predicted model, not a curated record